Messenger RNA from Camelina sativa (false flax), 699 nucleotides. RefSeq lists its product as uncharacterized. The record is from RefSeq and is a predicted model, not a curated record. Lineage: Eukaryota; Viridiplantae; Streptophyta; Magnoliopsida; Brassicales; Brassicaceae.
AUGGCUAUUGGAGACUUUAAUGAAAUCAAGAACAACUCUGAGAAAAGGGGAGGUCCACCAAGGCCUGAAAGCACUUUUUCUGACUUCAGGAAAAUGUUACAAGUUUGUGAUUUUCACGAUUUAAAGCAUACAUGGGAUCCUUUCUCCUGGGUUGGUAAGAGCUUCACAAACAGAGUUUUUAGAACUGACCACAUACCGGUUGUCACUACAAUAUCGAAUGAUUUCUCACUUCGCAGGGGUCAUUUCUUUUUUGAUUCAAGAUUAGUAAACAGAGAAGGAUUCAGUAAUGCAGUCAAUAAAGGAUGGACAACUAGACGAGCUGGUCAAGCUAUGUGCCUAAGUAAUCGUUUGAGUGAAUGCAGAAGGUCCAUCUCCAUUUGGAAAAAAGCUAAUAGAUCUAAUGCUCAGGAAGAAAUAGGAAUAUUGAAGAAGCUAAUUGAUCAAGCACAUUCGAAUGGUUCAAGUACACAUCAAAUAAGAGAUCUCCGUCAGAAAUUGAGCAAUGCUUAUCAUAGUGAAGAGGAGUUUUGGAGAAUUAAAAGCCGCAAGACCUGGUUGUCAAGUGGUGACUAUAACACAAAGUAUUUCUUUGCUAUUGCAAAAUCUCAUACAGCUCGGAAUAAAUUAUAUUCUAUAUUGGAUGAUGUGAGACGGGAGCAUUAUGGUGACAAUCAGAUAGGCAAAGUUGCAGAGUUUUAA